This is a messenger RNA of Acytostelium subglobosum LB1, 1713 nucleotides long. RefSeq lists its product as hypothetical. Gene Ontology annotation, cellular component: mitochondrion. The record is from RefSeq and is a predicted model, not a curated record. The coding region runs from base 1 to 1713 and encodes 570 amino acids. The transcript is spliced from 3 exons. Lineage: Eukaryota; Evosea; Eumycetozoa; Acytosteliales; Acytosteliaceae.
AUGUUUGGUGGAGUACGUCUAUUCAAAUAUGCUAGUUGCAAGAGUAGCAGCAUCAAUAGCAGCAGAUAUCUCUACAACAAUGUAUCAAUUACAACAUCACUCAAUCAGAGUGUAGCCAGACUCUACAGCACUGUCAACAACAACACUGCACCACUACCCAAGAUGAGGAACAUCCUCAAGCAGUUCUACCUACUAGUUCAUCCAGACACAUUGACCCAUCAUCCAGAGGAGAAGAAAGUCAACUCUCACAACAUGAAGAUUAUAAUGGGAGUGAUUGAUCAGUUCAAGAAGAGACCAAUGCCAGAUCCAAAUACUCAACCUAUAUCACAUGCUUUGACAUUCUUCAUUCCAGAGAAGGAUGUACUAAAGGCUACAACACAGCCAUUGCGUCGCGUUGAUAUUGAGGUCAUUGAGAACUCGCGCAACCCUAAUCACGUGCCCGAUCAGCUGGCACUGCUCUUUGGUCAAUGUGAGCUGCCGACGCGCUUCAUCACCGAGAUCAAUCAGGUCGACAACUUCAAGCAGCCCAAGAUCAACGGCUCCAUCAAGGAUUUCUUGCUGGACAACCGCCAGUUUGCGCGUCAGAUGAGCACGGAUGCGCAGAAGGAGCGCCGCGACCUCGAGGGCAUGCUGAGGAAGCUACGUCGCGAGCUCGAGGUCAACGUCACGAUGAACGUCGACCCCGUCGAAUCGACCUUCACCUUCCAGGAGAACUACACGGCGCUGCAGGACUUUGCCGAUAUCUACCAAGAGUGGAAGGCCGCGGUCAGCCCCGCGUACAAGCGUCUGGUCAGCUCGAUGCAGUUCAACCUCAACUACUCUGAGACCAACUACACGUCGAACGACCCAACCGUCUACCUGGACCGCGCGUCCCCGGAGUCGUGGAAGGGAUACCUGUCGCGCAUGGAUCUUCGCGAGCUGGAGGACCAGGUGAAGCAGGAGCGCGAGGAGGGUCAGAAGAAGAUGGCCUCAUUCACCAAACACAAGAAGGAGUUUGAUAACAACUCAAGAGAGUUGACCAAGUUACUCAAAGUACGCGCAGUCAACUGGCGAUUCCACGACGAUCCCAGCGAUGACCCACACGCCCACCUUGGCCAGAAUGAUCAAAUGGAGCUCUGUGAGAGUUUCUCCGCCAUGCUCCUCAAGAACAAGGUGCAGAUACAAAAGAUAGUGCGAACAAACAAUUAUAGACUGAAUGGAUUGAAUAUUGGAAUAUCUCCAAACUUGAAGAAGGCAGACUAUUACAUUGACAUGGAUGGAACAUUGAAGAUAUCGACAAGAUGCUCAGUCAAUCAGUUCAUGGAGAUCAUUGGCGCACACCACGAGGAGGCGCUAAAGGUGCAGAAGGAGAGUGAUCGCAUCGAGCAACUGCGUGACUAUGUCCAGGUGCGUCUUGGAUUGAAGGAGCUGACGACGAUCAACGCAUUCGUCUACGCCGAGGGCUACGACAAGGUGUUCAAGGCAUACCAAAAGCUGCACGAGGAGUCUGAGAAGCUCAGGAAUCUGGAGCUCAAUGGACUAUGUCUGAUCAUUGCCGACUAUUACAGUAUAUCAAGAGCUGGUGAGAUAUUCAUCAAGUGGGACUUCUCUGUGGAGGACUUUAUCGCUGCACUGUCUGCGCCCAAAGAGGAGGCAGCUGUUCCAGAGCAAUCAUCAUCACUGGAACAAGACGAUGGCACCGAGUCAUCGACCUCAAAGUCACAAGCCAUUUAA